Molecule: messenger RNA, 780 nt
Organism: Theileria equi strain WA
Lineage: Eukaryota; Apicomplexa; Aconoidasida; Piroplasmida; Theileriidae
Exons: 3
Coding region: 1-780 (259 amino acids)
Biological process (GO): protein folding
Cellular component (GO): cytoplasm
Source: RefSeq, a predicted model, not a curated record
AUGAGUAAUUUUGAUGAACUCAUGCUCCUUGCAAUAAAGGAGUUCAAGAGUAUUGAAGACAUCUUACAGCAUUUUUUCCGAUUUCUUGGAAGGCAUACUGAUUUUUAUCAUACCCUAUUGAAUGAGGAAGAAAUUGACAAGUUUAAUCUCCAUGGUUCAAAUGUAAAUUCCAAAGGUUUUAAGCCAAACCAUAUGGUAAAGCUUGUUAAUCACAUAAUCCAGGACAAUCUAAUUCAAUAUAGAGAAAGAUAUCAGCCUUAUUUGCUGAAUAAUAAACCAAUGUUGCAUGCUCAAGUACAGCCUAAGGUCACCAAACCACAAGAGAAAAAACAAGUAACAAAAGGAUCCACUAAAUAUACACUGAACCCCUGGAAUGGCGGGGUCACAAAAACGUAUGCAUGGGCUCAGACGAUUUCAGACUUAACAAUUGAAAUCAUAUCAAAUGAAAUACUAUCGACAGAUAACGUUAAAGUUUCAUUAUCUAGAGAUUCACUAAAGGUUGUAAUUUCAGGAAAUACUAUAAUUGACGGGCAGUUUUGCAACAGCAUAAACGCAACUGAUAGCAUGUGGAAUAUAGAGGAUAGGUCACGCAUAGUCCUAUCGAUUGAAAAGGCACAAGAACUUUGGUGGGAUUGUGCAAUAAAGGGAGAUGAGACUAUAGAUACACAAAAUAUAGAAUCUGUAAAGCGUAUAGAAGAGUUUUCAUCCUCAGAACAGCGUGAAAUUCUGAAGCUAAUGGCGGAGAAUAGGAAUAAACAAGCAUCAAACUUUCCAUUUUAG